CGUGUUCGUCCGAGUGCCGGUGCAAAUCUGCCGGAGGCGGUGGCGAUGCUGUCGGGCACCCAGGCAGCGCCGGCGGAAUUGGAGGACGUGGAGCUGCGGUGCCGCGUGUCUGUGGAGGAGUUGAGCCCGGGCGGGCAGCCGCGAAAGCGCCAGGCCUUACGCACGGCGGAGCUGAGCCUGGGGCGGAAUGAGCGCCGCGAGCUGCUGCUGCGGCUGCAGGCGCCUGGGCCCGCGGGCCGGCCGCGCUGCUUCCCUCUGCGGGCCGCGCGCCUCUUCACGCGCUUCGCGGCGGCCGGACGCAGCACGCUGCGGCUCCCCAGCGACGGCGUUCCCGGGGCGGGCGCUGUGCAGCUGCUGCUCUCCGACUGCCCCCCGGACCGCCUGCGACGCUUCCUGCGCACGCUGCGCCUCAAGCUGGCCGCGGCCCCCGGGCCGGGGCCGGCCUCCGCCCGCGCGCAGCUGCUUGGCCCGCGGCCCCGCGACUUCGUCACCAUCAGCCCCGUGCAGCCCGAGGAGCUGCGCCGCGCGGUGGCCACCCGGGUCUCGCGCGCCACGCCCGUGAAGCGGCCGGUGGAACCCCGGGAGGGAGCCGAGCCCAGCACUGAAGCCCCAAGGUGGCCCUUGCCUGUGAAGAGGCUGAGCUUGCCCCCCACCAAACCACAGCUUUCUAAGGAACAGGCUGCGGUGCUGAGGGUUGUCCUGAAAGGCCAGAGCAUCUUCUUCACUGGGAGUGCAGGGACAGGGAAGUCUUAUCUGCUGAAGCGGAUCCUGGGCUCACUGCCUCCCACAGGUACUGUGGCUACUGCCAGCACUGGGGUGGCAGCCUGCCACAUCGGGGGGACCACCCUCCAUGCCUUUGCAGGCAUCGGCUCAGGCCAGGCUUCCCUGGCGCAGUGUGUGGCCCUGGCCCAGCGGCCAGCUGUGCGCCAGGGCUGGCUGAACUGCCAGCGGCUAGUCAUCGAUGAGAUCUCCAUGGUGGAGGCGGACCUGUUUGACAAGCUGGAAGCGGUGGCCAGAGCUGUCCGGCAGCAGGACAAGCCAUUUGGAGGGAUCCAGCUCAUCAUCUGUGGGGACUUCCUGCAGCUGCCGCCUGUAACCAAGGGUUCUCAGCCCCCGAAGUUCUGCUUUCAGGCCAAGAGCUGGAGAAGGUGUGUCCCAGUGACCCUGGAGCUGACCGAGGUGUGGAGGCAGGCCGACCAGAUCUUCAUCUCUCUGCUGCAGGCUGUCAGGCUGGGAAGGUGCUCAGAUGAAGUGACCCGCCAGCUCCAGGCCACAGCCUCCCACAAGGUGGAGCGAGAUGGGAUUGUAGCCACAAGGCUCUGCACUCACCAGGAUGACGUGGCCCUCACCAACAGGAGGCGACUGCAGGAACUGCCAGGUGAGGUACACAGCUUUAAAGCCAUGGACAGUGACCCUGAGCAAGCCCGGAUCCUGGAUGCCCAGUGUCCCGUUAGCCAGAUCCUUCAACUCAAGCUGGGGGCCCAGGUGAUGUUGGUGAAGAACUUAGCAGUGUCCCGGGGCCUAGUGAAUGGCGCCCGGGGGGUGGUCGUUGGGUUCGAGACAGAGGGAAGAGGGCUGCCCCAGGUACGGUUCCUCUGCGGAGUCACCGAGGUCAUCCGUGCUGACCGCUGGACGGUGCAGGCCACUGGGGGCCAACUCCUCAGCCGGCAGCAGCUGCCCCUCCAGCUGGCCUGGGCAAUAUCCAUCCACAAGAGCCAGGGCAUGUCCCUGGACUGCGUGGAGAUCUCUCUGGGCCGUGUGUUUGCCAGUGGCCAGGCCUAUGUGGCCCUUUCCCGGGCCCGCAGCCUGCAGGGCCUGCGUGUGCUGGACUUUGAUCCCAUGGUGGUUCGCUGUGAUCCCCGUGUGCUGAGCUUCUAUGCCGCCCUGCAGAGGGGCAGGGGCCUCCUCAGCCUGAAGUCUCCAAAUGAUGAUGAGGCAGCCUCAGACCAGGAGAAUGAGGACCCAAACCUUUGAGCCUCAAAGAGAAGACAAAUGGUGGUCUCCCCUUCUUCCUCCUCCCUAGUGGGCCAAGG
This is a messenger RNA of Neomonachus schauinslandi (Hawaiian monk seal), 2033 nucleotides long. It is a transcript of the gene PIF1, whose product is annotated as PIF1 5'-to-3' DNA helicase. The coding region runs from base 46 to 1974 and encodes 642 amino acids. NCBI's taxonomy places the organism in Eukaryota, Metazoa, Chordata, Mammalia, Carnivora, Phocidae. Gene Ontology annotation, molecular function: DNA helicase activity. Gene Ontology annotation, biological process: telomere maintenance; DNA repair. The record is from RefSeq and is a predicted model, not a curated record. The transcript is spliced from 13 exons.